Molecule: messenger RNA, 1332 nt
Organism: Aedes aegypti (yellow fever mosquito)
Lineage: Eukaryota; Metazoa; Arthropoda; Insecta; Diptera; Culicidae
Gene: GstS1
Product: glutathione S-transferase
Exons: 4
Coding region: 263-976 (237 amino acids)
Biological process (GO): glutathione metabolic process
Molecular function (GO): glutathione transferase activity
Source: RefSeq, a predicted model, not a curated record
UUAGAAGUGACUCGCGAGUGGUACAAUGCAUGCAAAAUCGACGCAUUUGAAUCGAUACGCUCUUGCUGUGACCCAACUUGGUGAUUGAUUAGUGAUUCGAUUGUAAAAUAGAGACUGUGCCCAAAGUGACGGUGUGCAAGAUUUGCACUGAAUUCGAAUUAUGUAACGAACGUGGGCAGAUAAAUUUCAAUACGUGAUAGAACUGGAAGAAUCGAAUGAAGAGCAGUAGUGACUCAACAAUGCGAUAGAUAACGAGCAUCGGAUGUCGCUGCAGCUGGACAUUGUGCUGUGUCAUGGAGUUUUGAUAAAACCCUUGAAGUUUGUCGUGCAAACAUUAAUAAACGCAUCAAGCCAGAACCCAAACAUGCCGGAUUACAAGGUCUACUACUUCAACGUCAAGGCCUUGGGCGAGCCUCUGCGGUUCCUGCUGUCCUACGGCAAUCUCCCGUUCGAUGAUAUCAGAAUCACCCGCGAAGAAUGGCCAGCUCUGAAACCAACAAUGCCCAUGGGACAGAUGCCGGUGCUGGAGGUCGACGGCAAGCGAGUCCACCAAUCGCUGGCUAUGUGCCGCUACGUGGCCAAGCAGAUCGGCCUGGCCGGGUCCGAUCCGGUGGAGGAGCUGCAAAUUGAUGCGAUUGUUGAUACGAUUAACGAUUUCCGUCUGAAGAUUGCCAUUGUUGCCUACGAGCCGGACGACAUGGUAAAGGAGAAGAAGAUGAUCACCCUGACGAACGAAGUGAUUCCCUUCUACCUGACCAAGCUGAACGUGAUCGCCAAGGAGAACAAUGGCCACCUGGUGCUGGGCAAACCGACCUGGGCCGACGUGUACUUUGCCGGCAUCCUGGACUAUCUGAACUAUCUGACCAAGACAGAUCUGCUGACCAACUUCCCCCAACUGCAGGAGGUCGUGACCAAGGUGCUCGAGAACGAAAACGUCAAGGCGUACAUCGAGAAGAGACCGGUGACUGAAGUCUAACGCCCCAAACGCCACGAAAGAAGCAAAACUACCUACUAAACUCGAAUGGGAUAAGAAAAACGAACGCUACGCCAUUUUUGUGCUGUUUUAGUCUAGGGAUAAGUCAGUCGCGCGAAAGAAUCAAAACCUGUUUUGGGAAGGAAUUGUAUCUAUUCCUGCCAUGAUGGUGGCAUCUUUUAUGAAACCGUAUUUCACUAAUUGAACGUUGUACAUCUCCACAGUAAGAGAAUAUCUAGAUUCUAGUCAAUAGGUUGUACGUUUAAGAUGUGUGUAAAGAAAUAUUUUAAGUUGUCCAUUAAGAGAGGGUCCGGUCGAGAGAAUACAUUGUGUGUAAAGUCCACAUCGAAACUAACAAA